AGCCGGAGGAUGAAAAAACUGAUGAACCUAACUCAGAAUCGAAGCCGCCGCGCCAGCGGCGUGGUUUCAAACGUAUUUGACUGUAAUCUGCCGUUACUCAGACGGGAAUUACGACGAGCAUUAGAUCUAGCAAGGCAUGAAAUUCCUUUGCACAUUUAUCGCAUGAGGUCCCUCGGUUAUCCUCCUGGAUGGCUUCGAAAAGCAAGAGUUGGCGGUGAUCUAGUGAUUUACGAUUCUGUCACAGCACUUGCUGAAAACACAGAAGGGGAACUUUUUCUGACCCAAUUAUUCCAUAUUCCUCCAUUCCGUUGCAACUGUUUUAGCUAUAAUAAUCACAUCAUUAUUAACCCAUUCGAGGAAACUAAAGGUGAACCAGUUCGAAUACAGUGA
Molecule: messenger RNA, 390 nt
Organism: Echinostoma caproni
Lineage: Eukaryota; Metazoa; Platyhelminthes; Trematoda; Plagiorchiida; Echinostomatidae
Source: the annotation of a GenBank genome assembly